AUCGAAGUGGGGAAAAUUGGCUCGUUGAUGAACGACAUGUCAAAACGCAAGGUUGAAUUGGACAGGAAUCUACACCGUAUAUACUUACAUCGAUAUCUGAUUGAUCUGAUCCGGCGCUUCGUCAAAUCUUCCGGGCCAAAUGUAACAAGAACGAACCAAGGAUAGACAUGGAAGUACUGCCGUCUCGUAGGGAAAUACCGACAUUAUACCCACGUGUGAUUCUGAAGGACAACGCUUUACGUACGAACCAUGACCUCUUAAUACUGAUACGAACAAGCAUCCCACGUCCUUUCAGGCUCUCUCCAUCGCUGCGCAAGCAUGGCGUACUGCGAUCGCUGCGAUCGUUACUUCAAUUCUGGAGGUGCUUUGGGGCAGCACCAACAGAACUCCAGCGCGCAUCAUAUCUGCGACGAUUGUGACAGAGACUUCACGAUCGCUGCAGGCCUCAUCUCGCAUUAUGUGAAUAGUUCUGCACAUCACUAUUGUGAGAGCUGUGAAUUGGAUUUCGAUGAUGAGGACGAUCUCGAAGAUCAUUACGAAGAGGACCACUGCUACUGUGGUCCGUGUGGCCGUUUCUUCAGUAGUGAACAGGCUCUUGAUAGCCACAACCGCGAGAAACACCGUUUAUACUGCAAGCCUUGCGAACGCACUUUCCAGAGCCAGAACAGCUUGGAUAAUCACUUGCGAUCCUCGAUUCACCAAUCACGCCGAAUCAAGUGUCCUGGUCGUCACUGCUCGGCCUCUUUUGUGACCGAAGCCGGUCUCGUCCAGCAUUGCGAGUCAGGUGCUUGUCCUUCUGGUGUAACUCGUCAAGCCGUCAACAGGGCCAUUCUCGCAAUAGAUCGAGGAAACAUCAUCACAAACCCUUCUAAGCUAAUCGGUUACUCUUCAUCUUCAGUCACUAAAACCUGGGCGACAGAUCGAUCGUGGAACGGCGAUGGCUUUGAAUGCUUUUUAUGCCAUAAGGAGUUCAAAAAGCUUAGUGGUCUAAACAUGCACCUAAAGGGCCCUGCUCAUGAGCAGGACAUCUACAAAUGCCCCCCGGAUUGGGAGGGAUGCAGGGCAGAGUUCAAGACGUUGAGUGGUUUAAUGCAGCAUGUAGAGAGUGGGUGUUGCGGAGUGAAGAGGUUCAAGAAGCGAUUGAGGAAUGCGGUUGAUGAGAUGACGAGUACGAUGAGGAUGUUGACGUUCUGAAUAUCCUCAACUCGUCCGGAAGCUUUUGAUGGGGAACCAUGUGUUGUUGCGGUCGCAUUUUUUAACAUUUUUCUUGGCAGAAUCAUUUCAUGUGCAUUUGCACGGGCGUUUUACCAGGCAUGCAUCAUGUCUCGGUUGUACUAUUCACGACACUUGCAAUGUAUAGUAGUACCAAGUCUCCGGAUAUACCAACAUUGAACUGUUUUCCAUCU
Messenger RNA from Somion occarium, 1406 nucleotides. Lineage: Eukaryota; Fungi; Basidiomycota; Agaricomycetes; Polyporales; Cerrenaceae. The record is from the annotation of a GenBank genome assembly.